AUGGUCAACACAUCCGUUCCCGAUCUCGAUGCUGUAGGCAUCAAAGCCGAGCCCGAACUGGCGGAUCAAUUCCGCCGGGAGGUCGCCACCUUAUUGGGGCGCAAUAACCUCAAUUUCCCCGGCGCACAACCGGUCAGUUUUUCGAAACGGCAUCUCCUCGAGCUCCAACGGGAGGACUACUACGUAUGCGAGAAAACGGACGGGAUUCGAUGUCUUAUGUACUUCGCACGCGGUGAAUCCGAGGAAUCACCAGAAAUUCACUACCUGAUCGACCGCAAGAAUGACUACCGCUACGUGCCGGGCCUGCACUUCCCCCAGCCGGGCGACGAGACGUUCCAGUCCUUCCACGUCGAUACCCUAAUCGACGGCGAGCUGGUCAAUGACACGUACGAGGACGGCACGCAGCAGCUCAAGUUUCUCGUGUUUGACUGUUUAGUUUUGGACGGGCAGAAGCUCAUGCACCGGACACUGGACAAGCGGCUGGCGUAUUUCAAGGAGAAGGUGCUAAAGCCGUACAACGCGCUCUAUAAAAAAUUCCCCGAGGAGAAGGAACACCGCGCGUUCGCGGUGGAGGACAAAUCCACGCAGUUCAGCUACGGCAUCGAAAUGAUGUUCCGCGAAAUCAUCCCCAAAGUCAAGAAGAUCCACGGCAACGACGGCCUCAUCUUCACCUGCCGCAGUACCCCCUACCGCAUCGGCACGGACGAGCACAUCCUCAAAUGGAAGCCCCCCUCCGAGAACACCAUCGACUUCCGCCUGCGUCUCGAGUUCCCCCUCCUCGAACCAGACACGGACGACGAAGGCGACGGCAUCACUGAGCCCUACCCGGACUACGACGCCGUUCCGAUCUGCCAUCUGUUUGUCAUGCUCAACGCCAACGAAUACCAGCCCUGGGGGGAGAUGUACGUCUCCGAGUCGGACUGGGAGGCCCUUAAGGCCCUGCAGGUCCCGCUGGACGACUCGAUCGUUGAAUGCUUCAAGGACGAGCAGGGGAGGUGGCGGUUCCAUAGGCUCCGCGACGACAAGGCCGACGCCAACCACAUCUCGACCGUCGAGAAGGUUCUCGAGAGUAUCGAAGACCGCGUCACAGAGGAGGAUCUCAUCCGCGUCGCGCCGGCAAUCAAAGCCGCCUGGAAGAAACGGCAGGCCCAGGCCGCUGCCGAGGAGGAAGAACGCAGACGCCGUGCGAGACCGGUGCCACCCAGCGUGAACGGAAAUGGGGUCAAGAGGAAAUUCGAGGAGUAG
This is a messenger RNA of Aspergillus thermomutatus, 1245 nucleotides long. Its product is annotated as mRNA guanylyltransferase. Bases 1 to 1245 code for a protein of 414 amino acids. The record is from RefSeq and is a predicted model, not a curated record. Gene Ontology annotation, molecular function: mRNA guanylyltransferase activity; ATP binding. Gene Ontology annotation, cellular component: mRNA capping enzyme complex. Gene Ontology annotation, biological process: 7-methylguanosine mRNA capping. The transcript has a single exon. Lineage: Eukaryota; Fungi; Ascomycota; Eurotiomycetes; Eurotiales; Aspergillaceae.